CAGAGAUCAUUCUUAUGCUGUAAAUGCAGGGUUCUGAUUUCUCUGCAUGAAGGACAGCACAGAUCCAUCUCCCUGGGUCAAUUUUCCUUUUGACUACAGGAAGACGCUCCCAAGUGACUUGCUUUUGUUCGGUCAUCUCUGAUCUCACGUACUGUGCGAGGCUGACUAGGUGCAUUCAAUACACAGCACUUCAGGAUUAAUUUCCAACCCCACGAUAUCCAUUACAAGAGGGGAGCUUCAGUGGUUUGGGCUUGAAUGGGUUUUACACAGCACGCUGUCACUACAAUGGCUGGGGAAAGGAACAGCCAAGCACUGUCGUACUGCCCAGAACAACAACUGCCAAGUGCUGCAUUAGAUAAUCCUAUCGGGGCUGAUUAAGGACAGUUGCUGAUCAAUAUGGCUUCAGAUGCCAGUCACAUGCUUGAGGCAGCUCUGGAGCAAAUGGAUGACAUCAUAGCAGGUUCCAAGGCUGCAGCAGAAUAUUCAAAUGGAAUCUUUGAUAUCACCUCGCCUAUCCCGCCAACCUAUCUGAGGUCUCUGCAGAUUUUACAGCUUGUGGAAGAUUUGCGGAUUGGCUUGGAAAUGUUGGGAAGUGAGCACGAGAAGGAGGAAGUACGGAGUCACAUCCCUGCUGCUACUGUUCAAACCAUUGCUAACUGGCUGGAUCAUUUUUCUGGCAAUCAUCGUGCAGCUGUGAAUAAUGAAACCUGCCAAGAGCGACUGACACGGUUGGAGAGCGACAGGGAGUGCCUGGUGCUACAGGUGAGUGUCCUAACAGAUCAGGUGGAGGCCCAAGGGGAGAAGAUCAGAGACCUGGAGGCUUGCCUGGAGGAACAUCAGCUGAAACUCAGCUCAACUGAAGAGAUGCUGCAGCAGGAACUGCUGAGCAGGACAGCACUGGAGAGCCAGAAACUGGAUCUAAUGGCUGAGAUUUCAAGUCUGAAAAUUAAGCUGGCUGGAUUAGAGAAGGACCACCGGGAAUGUGAUGAGUUGCAGAAAAGUGAGAACUUGCUUCGGGAAUUACGGAGCCUGAAAUCCAAAGUGGAAGAGCUAGAGGAUGAAAAGCUUCAGUAUGAGCAGAAGCUGCAAUCCACAAAGGCUGAAAUAGAAGAUCUUCAGGAACAGUUGACCAUAAAAGAUAUUGAAAUUGAGCGCUUACAGAGCCAGCUUUCCUCCAGAGCUUCUGUACAGAGUGACAGCUCUGACAGAGAGGACAUGUAUAGGAGAAGGCUCAAGGAAAAACACCAAGAGGUGCAAAGGUUAAAGGUCGGAUUGGAUUCCUUACUGGCUGCAAAUGAAGAAAAGGACCAUCGGAUAGAAGAGUUGAGUCGCCUGUUGACCCAGCGCAAAAUGAUGAAGCAGAUGAUAACAGCUCAAGGGUCUUCUGAAAGGAUACUCAUGGGGAGCAGUGAGGAAGAGUUAAGUGGCUGCUCAAUGAUUGCAACCCCCACUAAAAUGGCUCACUGCGAAGUAAUGAGGCCAGAGGUCUCACCUGAUGUCCCGUCAUCCCCUGGAGAACCUCACCUGACACCAGUCGAGUUUGAAAUGAGGAUACAACCGCGACAGACCUCAGCCAGCUUAGAGGAGCUGAACAGUGGACAAGCAGAGAAGCUCUGUGUCUGGGAAAGUGAAGAGCCUGCACAGUCUGAGAGCAUGCCUUACUCGAGCAACAACAAGUACCAGACCCUUCCGGGGAAACUUCCACAGUCUAAUCACCAGGACAACUCUGAACAGUUCCCACAGAAGCAGAGGGUGACUGCUGUCGAAAGCACAACACCUGUGAUCCCUGUAGACUUGGAGAACACUACUGCCAAUCUGAAUCGCGGCAGGAGUGCCAGCGCUCCAACUUUAGGAGAGACUGAGAGAAGUGCCGACUCCACCUUUAGCUCGCCUGAACUUUCACCUCUGUCCUCGACCACAGAAGCUGACCAAUUUCUUUCGAUUUCCCCUGAGAACAAAAAGAGCAGCAAAGGUCUCAAGAAAUUCCUGGGAAAAAUAAGGAGAACCAAUUCAUCUUCACUUCAGGAUGAUGAUGAAGGCACUUUGGAAUUCAGAAGAGGUGGCUUACGAGCAACCGCAGGACCCUGUUUAGCGAGGUCCAAAGAUUUGUCAAGCCCGCAGAUAGACCCAAAUGCACCUUUCUCUCAGUGGACGACUGAACAGGUCUGCACUUGGCUCCAGGACUGUGGUCUUGGUCAGUAUGUGGCUUUGGCCAGGCAAUGGGUCACUUCUGGACAGACGCUGUUAUCGGCAACACCUCAGGAACUUGAGAAGGAGCUAGGAAUCAAACACCCACUGCACAGGAAAAAGAUCCAGGUGCUGCAGAAGGCAGUCAGCAAUGGACAGAACGACAGUCCAGGGAAGCUGGACCAUAUCUGGGUCACACGUUGGCUUGAUGACAUAGGCUUACCUCAAUACAAAGACCAAUUCAAUGAAGCCAGGGUGGAUGGGAGAGUGCUUCAGUACUUGACUGUGAAUGACCUCUUGUUUCUAAAAGUUACCAGCCAGCUGCACCAUCUGAGUAUCAAGUGUGCCAUUCAUGUGCUACAUGCCAACAAGUUCCACCCCAACUGUCUUCGACGUAGGCCUUCCGAUGAGAAUCACACCUCUCCAUCCGAUGUGGUCCAGUGGUCAAACCAUCGCGUGAUGGAAUGGCUGAGGUCGGUGGAUCUCGCGGAAUAUGCACCAAACCUUCGAGGGAGCGGCGUACAUGGUGGUCUUGUUAUUUUAGAGCCGCGCUUUAACUCUGAAACAAUGGCUUUGCUCCUCAAUAUCCCACCUCAGAAGACGUUACUUCGGCGACACCUGACCACACACUUCAACCUGUUGAUUGGCCCAGAGGCUCAACAUGAGAAGAGAGAGUUAAUCGAGUCAAGCAGUUACACACCCCUGAACACCACAGCGAAAGUGAGGCCAAAGAAGCUCGGUUUCUCGCAUUUUGGAAAUCUGAGGAAGAAGAAGCUUGAUGAGUCGAGUGAUUACCUUUGCCCCCCGGGCAUGAUUCUUCCAGCGGCCAAUGGUUCCCAGAGGAACUGUGGGGGAUACAAAGUGAAGAAGGUUGUUGCGGACAGGGACUUGAGCAGGCUGGAGCAGAUGGAGGAUUCUGAAAGGACAGUUGAGCAGAUAGGGGCAUUCUCAGAAGGCAUGAACAACCUCACAACCCUACUAACGCAAGAUGAGUCACCAAGAUGCAGUUUUGAAACACUGGUUACGGCAGAAGAGGAGCAACGUUAUUGACAACAUGUGCCCAGGACUCAUUGCUUGUUUCUCUCUCCUGAACACACAAAUACCAUUGAUUCAGGAGAUGUUUGCACCAGGAAGAAAGCUUUUAAAUUGCCAAGCUAUUUAGUCAAACUUUUUUUUAAUGUUUCAGUCAAACGCCUGGAGUUGAUUAUGAAAAUAUAUCCAUGUCUUUUGCAGCCAAGAAAGCAAUUGAAUUAAACAUUGUAAAUUAGCCAGAAUUUUUUAUUUAAUAUAUUUGUGUCCCUGUGUUUAAAACCUAAUUGUAAGUGGUUAUAACUUAUGGGGGCUUUGACAGUUUUUUGAUUACAUCUAUAGAUCUUGUAUAUGAAAGGGCUCUUUUAGUUUUAGAUAAUUCAUGGUUGUUCAGUUUAUUGUUUGUUUUAUGUAAAUUAAUUUAUACACCCUUUAAAGGACAGACUGAUAAUUUAAGGCUCUUUAAAGAUCCUGUUCCUUAAAGGUUCUUUUACCACACACACCACCCCCCAACCCAAUUAUUUGAUACAAAAAUCCAAUGGAUUAUUCUUUGAACUAUGCUAAUGGAGUGAAAUGGUUUCACUCCAGAGUAGGUGAGAUAUCUGAGAGGUGGUUCAAUAAAUUAAAAAGGAAUAUUA
Carcharodon carcharias (great white shark) is the source of this 3854-nucleotide messenger RNA. RefSeq names its product liprin-beta-2-like. Gene Ontology annotation, biological process: neuromuscular junction development. NCBI's taxonomy places the organism in Eukaryota, Metazoa, Chordata, Chondrichthyes, Lamniformes, Lamnidae. Gene Ontology annotation, cellular component: presynaptic active zone. The transcript has 28 exons. Gene Ontology annotation, molecular function: protein binding. The coding region runs from base 397 to 3237 and encodes 946 amino acids. The record is from RefSeq and is a predicted model, not a curated record.